CGUCAUCAUUCUCGCUUCCCGGUAACUAAGGCGAUGAGAGGGACUUCCUAAGGUGAACGGAAGUUAUGUUGGAUCAGGGCGAAUCCCUGAGGCGUGCAGGCAGCACCUAGGAAGCAAUCCGGCAGACACUGGAGUUUUCUGAAGGACAAACGUUUAGAGGUGAACGUGGAGGAACUUAGGAUCUGAGGAGUUUUGGUUUUGUGGACUAAGGCACGACUGUCUUGCCCUAUUCCAAGAUGCCGGCGCGGCUUCACUGAAAGUCUUGCUUCCGCUCCUCCGCCGGAGAGGCCCUCUUUGAUUGGCCAGCGGACGGCGCCGUGGAGUGACACACAGGAGCGCUGACCAGUCGGCUGAGAGCUGAGCUGGACUUGGCGGUGGGAGCCGGAGCAGGGCUCUAGCAGCUGUGGGUGCGGACAAGGCCAGGUGAACGGCUCCUGCCAGUUUCUUUUUAGACUAUGGCAACAUAUCUGGAGUUCAUUCAGCAGAAUGAAGAACGGGAUGGUGUGCGCUUUAGUUGGAACGUGUGGCCUUCCAGCCGUCUUGAGGCUACGAGAAUGGUUGUUCCCCUGGCUUGUCUCCUUACUCCUUUGAAAGAACGUCCAGACCUGCCUCCCGUACAGUAUGAACCUGUGCUUUGUAGCCGGACAACUUGCAAAGCCAUUCUGAAUCCACUUUGUCAGGUUGAUUAUCGAGCGAAACUUUGGGCCUGUAAUUUCUGUUUCCAAAGAAAUCAGUUUCCUCCUGCUUACACAGGUAUAUCUGAGGUGAAUCAGCCUGCUGAAUUAAUGCCCCAGUUUUCUACAAUUGAGUACGUGAUACAGCGAGGUGCUCAGUCCCCUCUGAUCUUCCUCUAUGUGGUUGACACGUGCCUAGAAGAAGAUGACCUUCAAGCACUCAAAGAAUCCCUGCAAAUGUCCCUGAGUCUCCUUCCUCCAGAUGCUCUGGUGGGUUUGAUCACAUUUGGGAGGAUGGUGCAGGUUCACGAACUCAGCUGUGAAGGAAUUUCCAAAAGUUAUGUCUUCCGAGGGACAAAGGAUUUAACCGCAAAGCAAAUACAGGAUAUGCUGGGCCUCACCAAGCCUGCCAUGCCCAUGCAGCAAGCAAGACCUGGUCAACCACAGGAGCAGCCUUUUGUUUCAGGCAGAUUUCUGCAGCCCAUUCACAAGAUUGACAUGAACCUCACUGAUCUCCUUGGGGAGCUGCAGAGGGACCCAUGGCCCGUGACUCAGGGGAAGAGACCUUUGCGAUCCACUGGUGUUGCUUUGUCCAUUGCUGUUGGCCUGUUGGAGGGUACUUUUCCAAACACGGGAGCCAGGAUUAUGUUGUUUACCGGGGGUCCCCCCACCCAAGGGCCUGGCAUGGUGGUCGGAGAUGAAUUAAAGGUUCCUAUUCGUUCCUGGCAUGAUAUUGAGAAAGAUAAUGCACGUUUCAUGAAAAAGGCAACCAAGCACUAUGAAAUGCUUGCUAACCGAACUGCUACAAAUGGUCACUGCAUUGAUAUUUACGCUUGUGCCCUUGAUCAGACUGGACUUCUGGAGAUGAAGUGUUGUGCAAAUCUUACCGGAGGGCACAUGGUGAUGGGAGACUCUUUCAACACUUCUCUCUUCAAGCAGACGUUCCAAAGAAUUUUUAGUAAAGAUUUCAAUGGAGAUUUCCGCAUGGCAUUUGGUGCUACUUUGGAAGUGAAGACCUCUCGGGAACUGAAAGUUGCAGGAGCCAUCGGUCCUUGUGUGUCUCUGAAUGUGAAAGGACCAUGUGUGUCAGAAAACGAACUUGGUGUUGGUGGCUCGAGUCAGUGGAAAAUCUGUGGCCUGGAUCCCACAUCUACGCUUGGCAUCUACUUUGAAGUAGUCAAUCAGCACAGUGCCCCGGUCCCCCAAGGAGGCAGAGGUGCCGUCCAGUUUGUCACGCAGUAUCAACACUCCAGCACCCAGAGACGCAUCCGCGUGACCACCAUUGCCAGAAAUUGGGCAGAUGCGCAGAGCCAGCUCAGGCACAUAGAAGCAGCAUUUGACCAGGAGGCUGCAGCAGUCUUGAUGGCUCGGCUGGGAGUGUUCCGCGCAGAGUCAGAGGAGGGGCCCGAUGUGCUCCGGUGGCUGGACCGACAGCUCAUCCGACUGUGUCAGAAGUUUGGACAGUAUAACAAAGAAGACCCCACGUCUUUUAGGUUAUCAGAUUCCUUCUCUCUGUAUCCUCAGUUCAUGUUCCAUCUUAGAAGAUCUCCAUUUCUCCAAGUGUUUAACAACAGUCCUGACGAGUCGUCAUAUUACAGACACCAUUUUGCCCGACAGGAUCUAACCCAGUCCCUCAUCAUGAUCCAGCCCAUUCUGUACUCCUAUUCAUUCCACGGGCCGCCAGAGCCAGUACUCUUGGACAGCAGCAGCAUUCUAGCUGACAGAAUUUUGCUGAUGGAUACUUUCUUCCAAAUUGUCAUUUAUCUUGGUGAGACCAUAGCCCAGUGGCGUAAAGCUGGGUACCAGGACAUGCCUGAGUAUGAAAACUUCAAGCACCUCCUGCAAGCACCACUGGAUGAUGCCCAAGAGAUUCUGCAAGCACGCUUCCCCAUGCCACGUUACAUUAACACGGAGCACGGAGGCAGCCAGGCUCGAUUCCUCUUGUCCAAAGUGAACCCAUCUCAGACACACAAUAACCUGUAUGCCUGGGGACAGGAAACAGGAGCACCCAUCCUAACUGAUGAUGUUAGCCUGCAGGUGUUCAUGGAUCAUUUGAAGAAGCUGGCUGUCUCCAGUGCUUGUUAAGCUGGAAGAUGUGAGCAGAACAUUGAAGAACACAUCGGAUUGUGUUCACAAUUGCUGAUAACGGCUUAAAAACAUUCCUUUCACUUUACUUGUGGGUUUUAAUAAAUAAUCAAAGGAAGCAUUGUGUGUAACUCUUUAGAUUAUAAUUUAUUUGUAUUCCUUAUUGUGCCCCUCUUCCUGCAUCAUGAAGUUGUAAGGUCAUAAAUGUUUUGGUACUUGUAGAUGUUUAUAUGCUUUUUAUAUCCUAACUUUACAGUUAUAUAAAAUCAGAGGUAAUGUAUUUUGGCAACUUACUUAGGUGAAAAUCAUAAUGAUCAGAAAGGAAAUCUGGAUAAAGAAAGCACCGGCUAAAAUAAUGCUAAUACAGAUUUGAUUUCCUGAAGUCUCUGUGUGUGUAUGUGUGUGUUUUUAGUGACUCCCCUGAGAGAUAUUUCCUGAACUUAAUCCUCAUUUUCUGUCUUAAUGUUAACCGAGGGAAAGCUUGAAAUAUGUGAAACUUUAUCAUCAAGGCAGAGCUGUCUGGAGUGCACUGUCCCUAACUCACAUGUAAACAGCGCAGCCCAGGUAGCCAUAAAGAGUGGCUGAUGGGCAUCAGUGGCUGUAAUAGAGUGAUAAUACAUUUAUCUCGGGCAUCAAGUAAAAUAAACAGGUACUGUUUUUUAAUCAAAGUAAUAUAUGCAUGGUUUUAAGAAACAAAACAAAACAACGUAUCCUAAAGAGCUUUAUAAUAACAGUUCACUCCUUGAGCCUAGAACUACUCUUUAGAGGUGACUGGUUUUAACCUUUCCUUUCAAGUUAUUUGUUGAUGUAUCAGUGUUAGGCAAUGUGUCUCUCAAUUCCCAUUUUCCAGAAUGAGGACCUUUCUAUACCUUUAUUUUUAUAUUAUCAAGGUUGGUAAAAUUUACAUUCCAACCUAUAACCACAGUUAUGUCUUCUGUUUCAAAGUUCAUUCUGAAAGUUGAAAAACUAAUAAAGAUCAUUUACACAGUUGU
This is a messenger RNA of Leptonychotes weddellii (Weddell seal), 3751 nucleotides long. RefSeq names its product SEC23 homolog B, COPII component (gene SEC23B). The record is from RefSeq and is a predicted model, not a curated record. Gene Ontology annotation, molecular function: zinc ion binding; GTPase activator activity. Gene Ontology annotation, biological process: intracellular protein transport; COPII-coated vesicle cargo loading; endoplasmic reticulum to Golgi vesicle-mediated transport. Lineage: Eukaryota; Metazoa; Chordata; Mammalia; Carnivora; Phocidae. Gene Ontology annotation, cellular component: COPII vesicle coat; endoplasmic reticulum exit site.